GGCACAACCAAUAAACGAUUAUUUUAGGUAUUCGAAAAGAUGGCUGCGUUGCCGUCUCCAACUCAGGUGGCAGGGCCAAAUAAUGCUAUAUAUGAUGCAUAUUACAAUGUGGUUGAUCCGAAAGGACUGGGUUCUGUUGGGGGUAUGGAAGCCGCCAGAUUCCUUAAAAGAUCUGGACUGAGUGAUGUAAUGCUAUCGAAAAUAUGGGAUUUAUCAGACCCAGGUGGAAGAGGAUGUUUAGACAAAGCUGGCAUGUUUGUUGCCCUAAAAUUAGUUGCUCUGGUACAAAAUGGUAAAGAUUUGUCAAUUGCCAAUGUUAAUGUGGAUGUGCCUCCUCCUAAAAUGGGUGAUAUUCCAUUACCAAAGCCAGUGAAACCUCCACCACCUACCAAUUCUCCUUUAAUUACAUCACUUCCUCCAACUGCUGUCGAUUGGACAGUCAAACCUUCAGAGAAGGACAAAUAUGAUAAGUUAUUUGAUUCUUUGCAACCAAAGAAUGGCUUGAUUCCAGGCAAUACAGUUAAACAUGUUCUCAUGGAGUCCAAACUGCCCUUUGAGACAUUAGGCAAAAUUUGGGAUCUGGCAGAUCAGGACAAAGAUGGAAUGUUGGAUAGGCAUGAAUUCAUAAUAGCGAUGCACUUGGUCUACAAGGCCUUAGAGAAACAUGCAAUCCCCAACACCCUUCCAUCGGAGCUGAUGCCGCCGACCAAGAGACCAAUACUUGACGGCGUCAAGCCCGACGUACCGCCACCACCGGCGGCCAUCGUACCACCUACGAUUCCCGCGCAACCGCCUAUUUUGCCGCCCAGCGUUGCGGCCGUGCAGCCCAUAACCACAGCAAGCGUCAAACCGAUUCAGCAGCAGGCCGCCCCCGCCGUAUCGUGGGUGGUGGGCCCGGAGGAGCGGGCCAAGUCGGACACGUUGUUUAUCAAAAGCGACAUCGAUAAGGACGGAUUCGUGUCCGGCGGCGAGAUCAAGGAUGUGUUCCUGCAGUCCGGCGUGCCACAACCCAUUCUGGCACAUAUUUGGUUUUUGUGUGAUAUUAAACAGUGUGGUAAAUUGAACAAUGAACAAUUCGCCUUGGCCAUGUGGUUUGUGGCUAGGUAUCUGAAAGGUAUUGACCCACCAGCACAACUUACUCCAGAAAUGAUUCCACCCAGUUUUAGAUCAGUGAAACCAUCUGAAGGUUUGGUGGAGAACAACAACACUCGAUAUUCAAAUCCUGAACUAGACAUGAUUAGUAAAGAUAUAGAAGAAUUAUCGAGAGAAAAACUAGCCUUAGAAACCGAGAUAGCACAAAAGGAAGCAGACAUUAAAAUUAAGAGUGGCGAAAUUAAGAAUUUACAGAGCGAGUUGGAUACUCUGGCCGCAACGCUGAAACAACUGGAAAACCAAAAAGGUGAAGCACAAAAAAGGCUAAAUGACCUUAAGGCUCAGAGGACUGAGGUUGACGGGGCCUUAAGUGUGGUUAACACAGAGCUGGAAGAGCAAAUGGCGAAGGUGGAUAAGUUGAGAAUUCAAGCAGCUGAACAAGCUGAAUUAGUAGCUGCACAAGAAGACGAAUUAAACAGUAGGAAGCAACAACUUGAAGGACUCAGAAUGGAGGAACAACGGUUAGAACAACAGAAGCUUGAAAGCUCUAAGAAAUUGGAAAAUCUUACUGGAAACCUACAGGACACUCAACUUAACAUAAGUAAAGCGAAAAAUUUAAUUUCGGAAUUGGAAGAACAAUCAAGACAGAUGAACGACGCCAUUCAAGCCUGCGACAAUGCAAUUGAUACUGGUGACGUAAUUUCACUUCCCGACACCGCACUUAGAAUCGAACCCAAUUUCAGGAGUUCAAAGUACUUGGAUGGUACAACAACAACAACGGCGAACACUGUAUCAAGUACACAAAAUGGAUUUGGCGAAGAUCCCUUCGCCAGUCAAAACGGACCAACCAACACUGGAUUCACGUCGGACCCAUUCAACAAUGAUCCGUUCAAAAGUAAAGAUGCCUUCUCAAAUGAUCCAUUUAACGAUGCCUUCUCAAAAACGACCGAUGGAUUUUCGUCGGAUCCAUUUGGAGGAUCUUUCAACGCGUUCGAGAACAAGAACGCCGAAUUCCCUGCCCAGGAACCGGAAAAAGACCCGUUCGGCUGCGAUCCGUUCGCGAUACUGCACGCCCCGACACGUGACGGCUCCGCACCUCCGCGACCGACGAGUCCGAGUCCCGCGUUGCCGCCCAAGAAGAGUAAACAACCUCCACCUCGGCCCGCGCCGCCCAGGCCGGCCGCACCGCCGGCCAAACGGGCCUCGCAAGGUGACGCGUUUGGCGGCGGCACCGCCGAUCCGUUCAGUGCCAGCAGCGGGGGCGGCGGCGGUUUUGCCGAUUUCUCAGAUUUCGACGCCAAGUGUUUAUAUAGAAGUUAUAUUAUAGAUCAGUAUACCUUUCUCCCGUUCUCCAGAAGAUCCUCAUGUCCUGCCUUUCCUCCUGACAUUUAUCAGUUUUCCAAUAAUAUACCACCGCCAGUCAAAAGUACGACAACGCCAAGUUCGGGGGCCGCACCUGCGCAAAACCAGUCGAGGGGUUUGGACUUCACGGACGACCCCUUCCGGGACUAUCGCUACGAGGACCCCUUCAACAUUUCCUUCGACGACGAACCGACGACGUCCAGCAACAAAGGCGACGCCAGCUGUUGGGAGGUCAAGAACGACAAAAGCGACAAGUUCGACCCGUUCGGAUUGGACGGUAGACAGAGCGUGCCUUUGCCGAUGGCCUCGCAGUCGGCCGCAACCAGCGGACGGGCGUCCGCGCCGCCCGUUUCGUCGGAGCUCAUGUCCGAAGAUCAACAGUUGGCGUGGGCGGCGAAGGAGAGCAUAAGGCUGGAGGAGGACCGCAGGAAAAGACAGUUGCAGGAACAGGCCGAACUUGAGCUGGCCAUCAGUUUAAGUAAGGCUGAACAAAAGAAAGUUCAGCAAAGUCAAUAACCAAUAAAACUAUUAUACGAGAGCUUGACUGUGGUAAAUUGCAUUUGUUAGUCUUUUCUUUUAGUUCCGAUCCGUUACGCUUUUGCCAGACGUGUGAUGUAUACAUAUCAUUUAGUUUCAUCAUCUGAGAAUAUUUUUUUUUAGUUUGUUUCGACUUGAUCCGUUUAUUUAUCUGGAUGUUUAAUCAUGAACAAAUACUUGACCAGAACGACAGUGAUCGACAACAGACAAUUUAACAAUCAUCACAGAAUAAAUGCUAAACCAUUUUUGUCAGUCACUGUCCAUAAUACUCAGCACUAUAACAUAUGAAUUCUUCAAAAAUCUACAUGUUCUAAAUAAAGAAACUACGAAGUCUAGUGAUAAUUUUCAUCUUACAUACUCAAUGACUCAUGUAUAUUUUUUCCUUUAAACAAAGUUUGGAACAACUUGCAGUUGCGGUUCUUUUCAAUCUUAAACCUAUUUAAAGUAAUACUCCAAGCAAAUCUCAAUUGCAGUUGAUUUUAUUAAACUUUCAGGAUACUUUAUUCUCAUUAAAUGACAAUUUUAAUAACGUAAUAAAUGCUUUCUGCCAUAAAAACGUCUAUUUUAAGUUUUAUAAUUAAAAAAGCACAUACAUUUCCAAAGAGUACGAAAAUAGGCAAUAUAUUGUGUCGUAUAUACAUAUAUGUAAUUAAGCUUUUUCAUAAUUAAUAUUUUCAGUAUAAGAAAAUAAACUCCCUGUCUCUUUUAAACAGAAUUAGUAUGAUUAUUUUGAUUAUGAUUAUGGAUGACAUUUUAUUUUGAUACCAGUUAAUAGAGACAGGCUGUACAAAAAAUGUUGAGACCUUACAUGGUCUCAACAUUGCUAGAUGUAAUGCGUAAUAUAACAGUAUUUAUUAUCAUAGAUAUUACCUACGAAAAUGAUAUAUAAAUGUUAAUAUGUUUGUUUUUGAUAUUUUAUGUUGUUCUAGUUGUUUAUAUGUUAGUCAUGUACAUAAUAUGUUAUCUAUUUAAAUUAAAAAUGUUUUAAUUUUUA
Molecule: messenger RNA, 3985 nt
Organism: Aethina tumida (small hive beetle)
Lineage: Eukaryota; Metazoa; Arthropoda; Insecta; Coleoptera; Nitidulidae
Gene: Eps-15
Product: epidermal growth factor receptor substrate 15-like 1
Exons: 17
Coding region: 40-2970 (976 amino acids)
Biological process (GO): endocytosis; endosomal transport
Cellular component (GO): plasma membrane; cytoplasm; clathrin coat of coated pit
Molecular function (GO): calcium ion binding; cadherin binding
Source: RefSeq, a predicted model, not a curated record